AUGGCCGGCUCACCACCUCCAGCAGAAGAGCGCGAGAAGGCUGAUGCAGAGGCGGCUCGCAAGAAGGAACAGGAAGAGCAGGCCAAGCUGCCCUACAAAUGGGACCAGACAAUCAAGGACCUCGACAUCACAAUCAACAUCGAUGCAAGAUACAAGGGCAAGGAUCUCGACGUCAACAUCAGCCGGAAUGCCCUGAAAGUGGGCAUCAAAGGCCAAGAGCCCUUGAUCGAUGGCGAACUCCCCCACGCAAUCCACGUCGACGACAGCACCUGGACCCUCACCACACUGUCCACCAGCCCGCCCCAGAAAGAAAUCUCCAUCCACCUCGACAAGGUGAACAAGCUCGAGUGGUGGCCCCACGUCGUCACCUCGGCCCCCAAAAUCGACGUCACCAAAAUCACACCGGAGAACAGUAAACUAAGCGAUCUGGACGGCGAGACGAGGGGCAUGGUCGAGAAAAUGAUGUAUGAUCAACGGCAGAAGGAGGCGGGCAAGCCGACGAGUGAUGAGCAGAAGAAAUUGGAUUUGCUCGAACAGUUCAAGAAACAGCAUCCUGAAAUGGACUUUUCGAAUGCUAAAAUGGGUUGA
Molecule: messenger RNA, 588 nt
Organism: Plenodomus lingam JN3
Lineage: Eukaryota; Fungi; Ascomycota; Dothideomycetes; Pleosporales; Leptosphaeriaceae
Biological process (GO): protein folding
Cellular component (GO): cytoplasm
Source: RefSeq, a predicted model, not a curated record